AGUUAGUAGAGGGGACUGGUUAGGAAGGUCGGUGAACUUCAAAAGAGGAGGUUAUUGUUCGAUUUUUUAGAAAUCACGUGACCAAUACCGUGCACAGCACAGGAUUCAACUGAGAUGUGGCGCCGGUUGUCACUUGAGUACGGUACGCUGUCUUGUGUUCUUUUCGGUGUUAUUAUGAUAAAAAAAGAAAAAACAGUUGUAAAUCGUAAUAAAGCUACUCUAGAUUAAGUUUAAAAUGCCUGGCGAUAAUUGUUCCGUGGUUGGCUGUGGAUCGUGCAGGCGAUCGAAAGGUAUAGGCAUUUGGAAACUUCCCGCUCCGAGGAACGAAGUAUACAAAAAGUGGAGAGCAGACUGGCUGAAUGAACUCACAAAAUCAAGAGAAGUAGACAAAGAUUUCCAGAAACAAAUUGACAGCGAUAGAGUCUUUACAUGCGAGAAGCAUUUCGCUCUUGAUGAUAUAGAAAUUGUCGUGUCUUCAAAGAUGACCAAGAAAAGACCGAAGUUUGGUUCUCUACCGACUCUAAAUAUGCCCCAAAAAAGCCACCAAAAGGAAAAGCUAGCGCCACGAAGACUGCUAUCGAUCGUGAAGGACUUGCCUGAAACCAAAAGAAAGAAUGCUUGUUAUAGUAACUUUGUAGAACUUUGCAAACGAGUUCAUCCUUUGAAAACCCUCAGUGACUGGUCAGUUCAAGAGUUAAAUGACAGAAUAUUGCUGAGAAAGAUAAAAAACACCUUUUUGUUGCCAGAAGUUGAAAUCAUGAUAGAUGACAGUUUGGGAUACACAAUUUCAAUUUUUGGAUGGCUCAUACCUGAAGACCAUGAACUGUAUUCUAGAUAUUUAAGAUCAGUCAGUAAUAUCACAGUUUCUGACCUUGUGAAAGAUGUUGAAAGCCACUCCAUAUGUCCUGGAGUAAUUCCACAUGAACUAUCCAAUGCUGUAAUACCCCACAUCAUCCCGAAAUCUGUCGAUCCACUAUUCGACGAUAGUUCAUUUCCACACCAGCAGUAUUGGAGAAUGAGAGGAUGUGAAAUUUUAACAGAGGAUGAGGGCCAGCAGUGUGCUGGUUGCUAUGGAUAUUCACAUGAGUCUCGGCUAAAAGAAAGGGCCAAGCAGAACAAACUAGCUAAGCCAGCGCAUCUCAAUACCCCAGUCUCUAAGACAUCUCCAGAACGAUUAAAACUGACUUUGCAGAUGCAAAGAUUGAAAUGUGCAACCCUUGAAAAGAAACUUCAAGAAAUGAAACUUGAAAUCGAGAAAUCAAGUGUUGAGAUUGAUCAUGAACUCAGUAAAGACAUGACUGAUAUACUUGGUCAGGCAGAGAUCACACCAUUCAUGAGCCUAUUUUGGCAACAACAAAAGAAACUCCACAACAGCACAUCAACUGGUGUCAGAUAUCACCCAAUGAUAAUUCGUUAUUGUUUGUCAUUGGCAGCCAAAUCACCAUCUUGCUACGAGGAAAUAAGAAAAAGUGGGAUACUAGUACUGCCAAGCCAAAGAACACUGCGGGAUUAUAGAAACUUUAUUAGACCCAAAAGGGGCUUUCAUGAGAAUGUGAUUGAAGAACUGAAAGCAUUAACAGACAAGUACUUUGAUGUGCAACGAUAUGUUGUCUUGCUAUUUGACGAAAUGAAAAUCAUGUCAAAUCUUGUUUUUGAUAAGGUCACAGGCGAAUUGAUUGGAUAUGUGGAUCUUGGUGACCCUGAUGUCAACUUUGGAGCUCUGGAAAAACUUGAUGAGGUUGCAACUCAUGCUCUUGCUUUCCUCAUCAGAGGUGUUUGUACAGAGUUGAAGUUCUGCUUGGCCCACUUUUCUACCAAUGGAGCUACUUCUGCCCAGAUAAUGCCAUUGUUCUGGGAGGCUGUUGCUAUUUUGGAGUUAACCUGUAACCUCUGGGUUAUUGCUUCUACUUCAGAUGGAGCCACACCAAAUAGAAGAUUCUACCGAAUGCAUAAGAGUCUUGAUGGAAAUGCUGACAAGGAUGUGUGCUAUCGCACAAUCAAUUUGUUUGCACCACAGAGGUUUAUAUACUUCUUCUCAGAUGCCCCUCAUCUUGUAAAGACCACAAGAAACUGUCUGUAUCAUUCUGGAUCUGGUACUUGUACCAGGUAUAUGUGGAAUGAUGGUCACUACUUAUUAUGGCAGCACAUCACCCAAAUCUUUUAUCAAGAUGCAGAGAAUGGCUUGAAGUUGCUUCCUAGAAUUACAUAUGAACAUGUUAAGCUGAAUUCGUACUCCAGCNGCUUACCAGCCAGCGCUGGUUAG
Stylophora pistillata is the source of this 2263-nucleotide messenger RNA. RefSeq lists its product as uncharacterized. Lineage: Eukaryota; Metazoa; Cnidaria; Anthozoa; Scleractinia; Pocilloporidae. The record is from RefSeq and is a predicted model, not a curated record.